GCGGGAACGGGGCUAAUGGCGCGGGCGGGGGGAGGGGAGGAGCGGCGGGAAAAAAGAAGCGGCAACGGCCGCGGCGCGCGCUGCUGCCAGCCCUGCACCCCCCCCUCCUUCCCCCCCCUGUGCAUUCAGCCCCUCUCCGCCCUGGUGGCGCGGAGCCCCGAGCCCGCCUUCCCGCCACGUGACCCCCCCCUUUCGCUCGGCUCCAUAUUGGCGCUGGCGGGUGCGUGCACAAAAUGGAGGUUUCCUAAAUCUAAAAGAAAGGCCGAGUUAGAGUACCCUUCCAAAAUGGCUGCUAUUAAGGAAGAGAGAGAGGUGGAAGACUACAAGAGAAAAGGAAGACGAUCCUCACAGCAGAAAUACCGUAGACUGAAUAAGGGCCAUGAGCCUAAGGAGCCAGAGCAGUUGAGAAAGCUGUUCAUUGGAGGUCUGAGCUUUGAAACAACAGAUGAUAGCUUGAGAGAACACUUUGAAAAAUGGGGCACGCUCACGGACUGUGUGGUGAUGAGAGACCCACAAACAAAACGUUCCAGAGGCUUUGGCUUUGUGACUUACUCUUGUGUGGAAGAGGUGGAUGCUGCCAUGAGUGCUCGACCACAUAAGGUUGAUGGACGCGUGGUUGAACCAAAGAGAGCAGUUUCAAGGGAGGAUUCUGUAAAGCCUGGAGCGCAUCUCACAGUAAAGAAAAUAUUUGUUGGUGGAAUUAAAGAAGAUACAGAAGAAUAUAACUUAAGGGAGUACUUUGAAAAAUAUGGGAAGAUUGAAACCAUAGAAGUCAUGGAAGACAGGCAAAGUGGAAAGAAAAGAGGAUUCGCUUUUGUAACUUUCGAUGAUCAUGAUACAGUUGAUAAAAUUGUUGUUCAGAAAUACCAUACUAUAAAUGGACAUAACUGUGAAGUGAAAAAAGCACUCUCAAAACAAGAGAUGCAGACUGCUAGCUCUCAGAGAGCAAAAUAUUUUGUAGGUCGCGGGGGUGGCUCAGGCAAUUUCAUGGGUCGUGGAAACUUUGGAGGCGGUGGAGGAAACUUUGGCCGAGGAGGAAACUUUGGUGGAAGAGGCGGCUAUGGGGGUGGUGGUGGCGGUGGUGGGAGCAGAGGAAGCUUUGGGGGUGGUGACGGAUACAAUGGAUUUGGUGAUGGUGGCAACUAUGGAGGUGGUCCUGGGUAUGGCAGCAGAGGAGGUUAUGGUGGUGGUGGAGGACCAGGAUAUGGAAACCCAGGUGGUGGAUAUGGAGGUGGAGGAGGAGGAUAUGAUGGCUACAACGAAGGAGGAAAUUUUGGAGGUGGUAAUUAUGGUGGCAGUGGAAACUACAAUGAUUUUGGCAAUUACAGUGGACAGCAGCAGUCUAACUAUGGUCCCAUGAAAGGUGGUGGCAGCUUUGGUGGUAGAAGUUCAGGCAGUCCCUAUGGUGGUGGUUAUGGAUCUGGAAGUGGAAGUGGGGGCUAUGGUGGUAGAAGAUUCUAAAAAUGCUACCAGAAAAAGGGUUGAAUGAGAAGCUGCUGCUUGACAAAAUGGGGAAUGUCUUGCACAUCCUCUUCAAUUGAAGGUUUCUGACUGGGUAAGAUUUGUAGUGCAUAGUAAAACACGUUUAAUGCUCAUUUCCUUCUUAGGCUUUCCUUUACCAGCCUUUUGAUAGUAGGGAAAGCCUUAAGUAUAAAGGAAGAAGUAUUCCCGUGUAUGUCAUCCAGUGUUUCUUGUUCUGGAUUAGGGGUGUCUGCUGACAUAACUGCUGUUCAAGAAUUUUCCUUUCCUGGCAGGUACAAAAUUGCUGUGUGUCAGAGAUCAACAAAAAGGAACGAUAAAUGUUUUGAAAUACAUUCUCUUAGUCACCAUGAAGAGUGUGCAGUCUGCUUUUGAAAAAAAUGUAACAAAUGGAAGCCUUACCCAGUGUGACAUGAAAAGGUUAUGACACUCUUAAGCAGCUCAUCACAAUUCACAGAUUGUAUUGAUUCCAUAAGCAUGUUUUGCAUUUAUUAAAACAGGUUUCCCUCCUGAUAAAUGAAUUUUAGCUUGCCAAAUGAGUUUGUAUUCAAAUGUAAAUAUCUAGUUCCCAUUCAGAUGUUUGAUGCUUUCAGGGUAGUUUAGUGGAGGCUAAUACUGACAAGUGAUACCCAGCUGAAAGCACAAGUGUAUAUGGAUGAAUGGCAAUAAAAUAACUUUUCAUGGAAUCUGCUUUAUAUGCAUAUGGGUUCUUAACUCUUGGAAUGUGUAUUUCCUGUUCUUCUGUAUCAUAGACUAUUACAGGUAUGGGGUAUUUUCAUUCCUUUUGGGAUAGUAGUUACCUAUUUUAACUUACCAGCAUAUAUUCACAUCUGUGCAGUAUUCCUGCAAAAAUCUGCUUCUAUUUUAGUGUUGGUUAUGCUUAAGUUACUCAGAAAAAGGUAAAUUGAAUACAUGCAUUUCAGUUUAACUUAGGCCUGAGGAAAAUUGGCAGACUGACUCCACUAGUGAAACUUGUUACUACUGGCUGGCUGUGAGUAUCUAGAAAGCAAACUUCACAUUGUAACAUGUACAAUCAGAAGUUAACUUGAAGUAUUUUACAAUAGUAAUGUGCAAUUUCCAUAUAAUUAGGAGCUACUUACUAAACGGAAAUCUCACAGACAACCAACUUAAAUAAAAAUGUUGGCAAGUACUUUUACUUAGCCAAAGUUGAGCUAAAAUUCAAACCUGCUGCAGUGAGGUCCCAGUCUCUCCUUUGUGUAGUAUACUAGGUAACUUGUUGCUUAGAUGACUAGCUUGCUUCCUCACCCAGAGGUGAAAUACUUCUUUGCUAUGCAGAGGUGCUCUUGUGAACUCAUCUAGUCAUGUACAGGUAAAAAUAUGUAACAGGGAAAGGCAUUUAUGUGGCUAAUGCUUACUCAGUUACAGGCAAAUGCUUUUUGUACUGCAGGGAAGGAGGAAUGUUACUUUUUUUCUUAAAGUAAAGCAAAAUUUUCUGGUUUGCAUCCCAUUAUGAGGCCUGUGUGUAAAUUUCCUUUACAUACUGUGCUCUUGAGGGUUCUUUUUGCACUAAGUGUGUAACUAGAUACUCACUUUUAGAGUUACUUUCAUGCUAGGCUUUACAGCUCUUACUGAUUUAUUUGCUUCAUUUCAAUUAUAUCAUUUUUUUUCUCUCUCAGAAAUAAACCUUGUCAAAGAUGAAUACUUAAGCAUUAAUUCUUAAUACUGAGGAAUAUUUGGUCAAGUAUAUCUUUGUCCAAGAGGCACUUCCAAGAGUUAAGAAUAUUAUUUAAUGACUAGGUUUUUCUGUAGUAGUUGCUACUGAAAAUAGCAGCUGUAAAUGGAGAUGCGAAUAAAAUUACAAAGCAUUGGUCCUCAGACUAGAGUUCUACAUGACCCUAUUUAAUACCUAGGGCUACUAGGCUGAUGCAGAUUCGAUAAACGUUUUGUUACUAGAUAACAAAUUAAUCAUAGUAUCUUAACUUGGAUAUCCUUCAAAUAUUUUAAGGUGUGGGAAGGGGAAUGCUCCUGGUCUUUCAAGUAUUGCUUGUGUGAUGUACUGACUUGCUGCUGUCUUUGGUUCCUGUAUUAACUUUUUUUUAACAUUAACUUUUAUUCAUAUACUGUCUAUACUGCAAUGGAAUAUUCACUUACAUAUCAAUCUGUGAUCUGACAAAUGUGUGUAUCUUGUGUGGAGCAUGAAAGAUCUUGAGUAUCACUAAAAUUCAGAUAUCUGAUGGAUGAUUCUUUUUCUGCUGUGGGUACUACAGGUUGACAUCUCUAUCUAAGAUUAGCUUUUUCCUCAACUAAAGUAAUCCAAGUAUCUCCGUAGAAGACAAAUGACCUCCAUGUAGAAGAUAAUAUCGCAAGAUUGGAAACAGAAUAACAUUUUAAUAACUGGCAAAGACUUGAAGAGCAAUGGUGCUAGUAUGGUGAAAUCUUACAACUUGUGGUUAAACAAGUUUAAAAAUAUGGAAUUUAAAAAAUUCAAUAUAGUCCAUAAUGGAUUGGAAUUUGUUUAAAACUAUUUCACUUUUGUAUCAAAAUAAAGUGUACAUUGUCAAAUGACUUAAAAUCUAAAA
Anas platyrhynchos (mallard) is the source of this 4019-nucleotide messenger RNA. RefSeq names its product heterogeneous nuclear ribonucleoprotein A3 (gene HNRNPA3). Lineage: Eukaryota; Metazoa; Chordata; Aves; Anseriformes; Anatidae. Gene Ontology annotation, cellular component: catalytic step 2 spliceosome. The record is from RefSeq and is a predicted model, not a curated record. Gene Ontology annotation, molecular function: mRNA 3'-UTR binding. Gene Ontology annotation, biological process: mRNA splicing, via spliceosome.